Trichoderma virens Gv29-8 is the source of this 1785-nucleotide messenger RNA. RefSeq lists its product as uncharacterized. Gene Ontology annotation, molecular function: fluconazole transmembrane transporter activity. Bases 1 to 1785 code for a protein of 594 amino acids. Gene Ontology annotation, biological process: xenobiotic detoxification by transmembrane export across the plasma membrane. The record is from RefSeq and is a predicted model, not a curated record. The transcript has 9 exons. Lineage: Eukaryota; Fungi; Ascomycota; Sordariomycetes; Hypocreales; Hypocreaceae.
AUGUACGGCAUUGUACGUGACUCGCCUUUCGGGCAGAUAGUCCGAUUCGUUACUAAGAAUGCAUAUUUCCGAUAUCCUGAAGAACAAGAUGGGUUCACACACCCCUACUACAGCUCCGAUCCUUUCCCAAAGGAGGCCGAAGCAGAGCAUUCCACCACUUCCAAUACCGGCCUAGAGGAUGCUGCCACCCUUGGCUCCGGCGGACAGGAUGACCAAGAUUCUACAAGAGAGAUUUCUGCAUCAGAUGAAGAUUUGGAGAAUAACCACACAGAAAACCCCAUUGAAAGGGUUGUUACUAUGCAAAGUCAGCAUGAGGCGCAUAGAACAGAGAGUCGCGCUAUCAAGCCAACGCAAACAAGCGACGGAACAAUAGUAGUCGACUGGUACACCACUGACGAUCCUGAAAAUCCACAAAACUGGAGUGCGUUUCAAAAAAGCUUUAUAGCUUUUCAGAUUUGUAUCUACUCCUUUGCUGUGUAUUUCGGCUCUUCCAUCUAUGUCGGCGCAGUUCCCGAGGUCGUCCAAAGGUACGGCAUUAGCAUCGAGGUGUCCUCCUUGGCCCUCUCUUUAUAUGUCUUUGGAUAUGGUCUUGGUGCCAUGAUCUUUUCUCCUCUUAGCGAGAUCGCCGCUAUAGGAAGAAACCCGCCAUACAUCAUAACACUCUUCAUUUUCACCAUUUUAUGGGUCCCGGCAUCCGUUGUGGAUAACUUUCCCGGUUUCGUGGUCCUUCGGUUCUUAACUGGUGUUUUCGGUGCCCCAUGCCUUGCAACUGGCGGUGCUUCAUUGAGUGAUGUCUACCCGCUUAUACAUGUGCCAUAUCUGUUGAUCAUUUGGGGCGCUGCCACCGUCCUUGGACCUGCCCUCGCUCCGGUCAUCUCAAACUUUAGUGCCCCCGUCGAGGGAUGGCAUUGGGUAUCCUGGGAGAUGCUAUGGCUCAGUGCUCCGAUUCUCUUGAGUUUCUUCUUCUUCUUGCCCGAGACUUCAUCCACCACGAUCUUGUAUUACAGAGCAAAGAGAUUACGAAGAAUCACCGGAAACCAGCGAUACCGCUCACAAGUCGAGAUUGAUCAAGCUAAACAACACAUGACGAUGAAACAUAUCCUAUACAACGCCAUCAUUAAGCCUGUCGAAAUCAACGCUCUGGAUCCUGCCGUGCUUUUCUCAACAGUUUACACCAGCCUUGUCUAUGCCAUUUUUUACUCCUUCUUCGAGGCCUUUCCCAUUGUCUUUUCGGAAACAUAUCACUUUAGCUUUUCUGUUUCUGGCCUCCCAUUCUUGGGUGUAUUCCCGGGGUUAUUUGUGGCAUCUACUCUGUGUGUCGUAUCUUGGCACUUCCAAGUCGUGAAGCCCUUCAAGACCGAAGGGUUCAAGGCGUUUGGAAUUCCAGAAAACCGUCUAGUACCUGCACUGUUCGCAUGCUUUUGGCUCCCGGCCGGACUCUUUCUUUUUGCAUGGACGGCUCGUCCAAGUGUUCACUGGAUUGCCUCUAUUAUAGGCCUAUCGAUGUCUAUUGUCGGCACAUUCACCAUUAUUGUCUGCAUCUUGCAGUACCUAGCCUUCACUUACCCGAAAUACUCGGCAUCCUUGUUUGCAGCGAAUGACUUUGCCCGGUCGACGCUCGCAGCGGCUGCCAUCAUGUUCUCGCGACCGAUGUUUCUUAGCCUUGGAAUACACUGGGGAGUGUCUUUGCUUGCAUUUUUGGAUAUAAUAUGCUGCAUUUUACUCUUUGGGCUCUGGAAAUUUGGGCCCAGGCUGCGUGCCCAUAGUCGUUUUGCUGAAUCAUGA